CUGAAAAGAAGCUACAACCCCCACUCAAUACACCACAGAUCUACUCUCUCUCUCUCUCUCCUUCAUGACGUAAAAAUCACAAAAAGCUCUCCUCCCUCCCUUUGCAUCUACUGCACUCUCCACAAAAUCACACACUGUGUGCUUCGUUGGAGAUGAUAUUGGCCUUGAGUUAGUAUAGCUAUGAAUCGCAGCUUGAAGGAUUCUCUCAUCUGUGUGAGGAAUGUUCCGAUGGGCUCGCAGCAUCGGCGAGGCCUCAGUUUCACAGGAAUCGCCAAGGACUCCGACGAGAACUUGGAUCUCUUCUCCAGGAAUCGCCCGAGUCUUUCCGUUGCUUCAUCCGAUGAAUCCGACGUUUCGGCGAAAUUGGGGAGGCUUUCCGUUGGAUCAGCAAAACAUGCAAAGAGCGGAUUAGAUGAUCUACUGACAUCGACCGAUGGAGGAAAGCACGACUAUGAUUGGCUUCUCACUCCUCCUGGAACUCCUCUCUUUCCUUCAGUGGAUGGAAGUGAGUCUCAACCAACCUCUGUGGCUCCCAGAAGCAGUCCAUUGGUUAGAUCAGUGUCCACAACUAAGGCCUCGAGGCUUUCAGUGUCUCAAUCAGAGAACAACCAUCCCUCGAGGCCAACUAGAAGCAGUUCAGUCACUCGCCCUUCUAUCUCUAGUUCCCAAUACAGUACAUACUCUAAUAAAUCCACUUCAAUUCUCAACACAAGCUCUGCGUCAGUCUCUUCUUACAUUAGACCAUCCACCCCCACAGCCCGCUCUUCGUCAACAGCAAGACCUUCCACUUCAUCUUCCCGUCCAACAUUAUCACGAUCCUCAACUCCUUCCAAAGCUCGUCCAGCCCCCACCAGCACUUCCCUUGAAAAAGCAAGACCAUCCAUAAACUCAAGGCCUUCAACUCCGAGUUCUAGGCCGCAAAUUCCUGCAAACUUUAAUUCCCCUUCUGCUCGAGCAAACUCUAGGCCAUCGACGCCUACUCGUCGGAACCCAACACCUUCUUUAUCUCCAUCUGCGGGACUUUCAACCUCAGGUGGGCGUACUCCGUCAAAUGGACGUAAUUUGGCUCCAGGAUCACGACCAAGCUCACCGGGUCCACGAGUGCGGCCCACACCACAGCCAAUGGUUCUCCCUGAUUUCCCACUUGACACUCCACCAAACUUGCGGACAACUUUACCAGACAGACCACUUUCUGCUGGUAGAUCCCGGCCAGGUGUGUCUGUGACUGGGAAGGGGAACAUGGAAACACCUGGCCCUGGAAAUUUUCCUAGAAGACAGUCAUCCCCUGUUGUUAACAGGGGAAGAGUCACCGAAUCCACUGGAAGAGCCCGUGUGCUUGGCAAUGGGCAGAUGAUUGAUAUGCCAGAGGUUCGUAAGGCUCCUCAUGUACCAGAGUUGUCAAUGCGGAAACCUGUAAAGACAUCAACUGAGAGCACUGGAUUUGGGAGGACUAUCUCAAAGAAAUCCCUGGAUAUGGCUAUUAGACAUAUGGAUAUAAGAAAUGGCACUGGUAGCAUUCGUCCUCUUUCAGGGUCAACCCUCUUUCCUCAGAGCAUUCGAUCUGCCAACCAUAAAAGCCAACCGGGUCGUGUUUUUGGCAUGCCAACAUCUGUCAAUGGGAACGCGCUUGUCAGAAAUAUUGGUGCCAUGUCAGAGAAUGGCAAUUAUGUUGAUAGGUCUUCCGAAAAUGGAACUGAAGAAGACAAGUGUCAAUUUUCGGCAAAACUGACUGAUGUGGACAUCUAUGAGAGCUCUCGGUAUGACACAAUUCUACUUAAGGAGGACUUGAAGAACACGAAUUGGCUGCAUAGUGUUGAUGAUAAGUCUGAUCAAGGACCCAUUUUUGAUAACGGAUUUGAGCCUCUACCUGAACCUUUUGGCCCAUCAUACCUGCUGUGAAGAAGUUCUUCUAUAUGAUUUUUCACAAUUUUUUGUUAAAUUAUUUGGUUGAUUGAAGGGAGUGGGUUUUUAGGAAAGAAAGGGUGGG
Messenger RNA from Ilex paraguariensis (yerba mate), 1987 nucleotides. The record is from the annotation of a GenBank genome assembly. Lineage: Eukaryota; Viridiplantae; Streptophyta; Magnoliopsida; Aquifoliales; Aquifoliaceae.